GUCGUGAAGGAUGCCUCUCGUUUUAAUUGUACAGAGUUGGAUUCAGACAGAUCACAUCGUCUAUUGAAGCAACUCGGCCUUGGCCUCGUAUCGUCAAUGCCUUUUUGGGCUAUACGAGGUUGCAGCCGCUCCAAAAUGCGGCUGCUGGCCAUUUAUUACCAUUUCAUGAGUGAUAAAAUGGCUCACCGAGUGGACUUCAGCUUGAAUGAAGUUGCAGAACCAGAGAUAUAAAUACAAGCAUCUUCCGGACGUAGCUUCUGCUUCGAAACCACAUCCAAACUGCAAUCUCCUUGUCUCAUUCGGUCAUCUUCUUGCCUCAAGACUAUCCUGCAAUCAGAAUAACAUACCCAUUCUCAAAAUGAAGUUUUUCAGUCCCAUCACAGCACUCACCCUCCUCGCCUCUGUGGCAUCCACCUCCCCAACCCCCGCUAACCUCAUUCCCCGCGCCUGCACCACCAUCGCUCCAACAGCCAUCGACGUCCUCGACAGCACAAACCCCAACACCCCAAGCACCGGACAGCAGUUCUCCCUCGCCAGAACAGCCACCGCAAACACCAAGAUCUCCGCCCUCACCUUCACCGAGAUCCCCAACGGCGCCACAGGCUGCAUGCUCGCCAUCGAUAUCCCGGCCCUAGCGCAGCCCAUUGCGACGAACUCCAGCCAAGCAGAUAUCUGGACUACCAAUCCAUGGGACUUGACUUCUCCUCCUACCUGGAACAACCAGCCUACUCGGAGAGAGAUGGUGUCGACGUUCCAGUUCCCAACUUCGCCAACGACAUCCCCAUUCCAUACGAUCCUUGCGUCGAAUACGUGCUCUGGGAGUGUGAACUUUCAGAACUCUAUUGGCGGAAGUCAGCCGAUUGGAUUUAGCUUGGUGUAUAAUUGUUAGUAAAUAUUUGAGGGACGGUGUUGUUGUAGACCGAUAGUAAGAUUACCAGCGCGGGGUG
Aspergillus eucalypticola CBS 122712 is the source of this 947-nucleotide messenger RNA. RefSeq lists its product as uncharacterized. The record is from RefSeq and is a predicted model, not a curated record. Lineage: Eukaryota; Fungi; Ascomycota; Eurotiomycetes; Eurotiales; Aspergillaceae. The transcript has 2 exons. The coding region runs from base 359 to 889 and encodes 176 amino acids.